This is a messenger RNA of Arachis ipaensis, 1040 nucleotides long. Its product is annotated as ras-related protein Rab7. NCBI's taxonomy places the organism in Eukaryota, Viridiplantae, Streptophyta, Magnoliopsida, Fabales, Fabaceae. Gene Ontology annotation, molecular function: GTP binding; GTPase activity. The record is from RefSeq and is a predicted model, not a curated record. Gene Ontology annotation, cellular component: vacuolar membrane.
AGAUCGAAAAUGGCGUACCUUUUUCCCUUUUCUGCACGAAGUUGACCUUGAAACCAAUCGCCCCAUAAAUACACAAACCCGCAACAACAAUAACGAGCUUCAACGUGAAUCCUCGAUUUGGGUCCCUACCGUAACCAGCUAUGUCUUUGCGCAGACGAACCUUGCUCAAGGUCAUCGUCCUCGGCGAUAGCGGGGUGGGAAAGACCUCAUUGAUGAAUCAAUAUGUGCACAAGAAGUUUAGUCAGCAAUAUAAGGCAACCAUUGGAGCUGAUUUUGUAACUAAAGAACUCCAGAUUGAUGACAGACUAGUCACUCUUCAAAUAUGGGACACUGCGGGGCAAGAGAGAUUCCAAAGUCUUGGCGUUGCAUUUUAUAGAGGGGCGGAUUGCUGUGUUCUAGUUUAUGAUGUGAAUAUAAUGAGGUCAUUCGAUACCCUUGACAAUUGGCACGAGGAGUUUCUCAAGCAGGCAAAUCCUUCUGACCCGAGGAAGUUUCCGUUUAUAUUGCUUGGAAACAAGAUAGAUAUUGAUGGUGGGAAUAGUCGAGUGGUAUCUGAAAAGAAAGCCAAGGAUUGGUGUACUUCAAAAGGAAAUAUCCCCUACUUUGAGACGUCUGCGAAAGAAGAUUACAACGUUGAUGCCGCAUUCCUCUGUAUUGCCAAGACUGCCCUAGCCAAUGAACAUGAGCAGGACAUAUAUUUUCAAGGGAUUCCUGAAGCUGUUACACCAGAGAAUGAACAGAGGGGUGGAUGUGCAUGCUGAGAUGGAAACAAUGAAUAAUUUUACGGACUCCCCCUAAUGUCGUGGCUCAAAUUCUUCAAAUUCUUUUUGCUCAAAUAGUGAUAUUUAUUCCUUCUUGUAUACUGUAUGCUAUGGUUCUGUGAGUAAAUUGUGUUUGACUUUGUGCAAGUGUAGCUUCCACUAUUGGAAAUGUUUCAUUCAGUAGAAUGGCUACAUCACUUUCGGCAUGUAAAAGCAAUGAAUAUACUAAGGUGAAGGAUAACACGCAGAGUAUGAAUUAGAGCAUUUGGAGUGAGUAAA